This is a messenger RNA of Apus apus (common swift), 1399 nucleotides long. It is a transcript of the gene MGST1, whose product is annotated as microsomal glutathione S-transferase 1. Gene Ontology annotation, molecular function: glutathione transferase activity. Gene Ontology annotation, cellular component: mitochondrion; membrane. The transcript is spliced from 4 exons. The coding region runs from base 145 to 627 and encodes 160 amino acids. The record is from RefSeq and is a predicted model, not a curated record. NCBI's taxonomy places the organism in Eukaryota, Metazoa, Chordata, Aves, Apodiformes, Apodidae.
CGCUGCGCUGCGGGGAGACCCGGUUCCCGCGGUGGCCGAGGCCAGGGCUGGGGCUUCGCUGUGGUGCGGGGCCCGUCCCCUCCCCUCCCCGGGCAACAUGAGGUGCAGCCGCCGUGCGGGCACGCCGGGCUGGGCUGGUUGUCAAUGAAGAGUGGAGAAAUGGCUAAACUGACCCAGUUAAUUGACAAUGACGUCUUUCGGGCUUAUGCUACAUAUGCAACUAUUGUUCUUCUAAAAAUGAUGUUAAUGAGUCUUGUAACAGCGUACUUCAGAAUCACAAGGAAGGCAUUUGUCAACCCAGAAGAUGUAGCAUCAUUUGGAAAAGGUGAGACUGCUAAAAAAUAUCUGCGGACUGAUCAAGAUGUCGAACGUGUACGCAGGGGCCACCUGAACGACCUUGAAAAUAUUGUCCCAUUUCUCGGCAUUGGACUGCUGUAUGCUCUUAGCAGCCCUGAGCUGUCCACAGCCUUGCUUCAUUUCAGGAUCUUCACUGGGGCAAGGAUCAUUCACACUUUUGCAUACUUGAUCCCUCUUCCCCAGCCCGGCAGAGGUUUGUCUUGGGCAGUUGGGUAUGCAGUGACUAUAUCCAUGGCAUACAAAGUGCUGAAGACGUCUUUGUACCUGUAGCAGAGUCGUAGCUUCUGUGUACCAUUCCACUCAGUUUCCAGCUGAUAUCUUGAAUGAGUCUUCUGUGGUGACUGGAAUUCGUUUUUUAAGAGAGGCUUUUACUACCUGUUCAGAAAUAUUUCUUUUUGGAGGAAAAAAGCAUUCCUUCUCCCUGUAUUCCCUAUUCACGUGCUGCAUUGCCAACAUAUAUUGAAUCUUCCCCUUGUGAUUUGCCAAGUGCUUAUGAUUCUAAACAUGUGAUGAUGCUGUAUUGAUAGCAUGUGGGGUAAUUUUCUACAGAUGCACUAUUUUUGGCCAUAGCUUUGAAGUCUAAAUCAAUAAAGACAAGAGGAAAAAAAAGCAUGUUUGUAUUUUUGUUUUCAUUUUAACUCUUCUCACUGCAGCCAGCAAAUAGCAUGUCACUAUGUAUCAGAAGAGAUUCCAAUCAUACAGUUCUUUGAAGAAUGCUUACCUUAAUAAUAAGAUCUAACCAACAAUGGUAGGCUUGUUGUAAAAAAUCUUUGAUGAAAUUGUUAUUUGUAUAAUCCACUUUAGAUAGGUUUAAAAAACCCAAGGCAUUGCAGCUCCAUUUCUCUCAGCUGAAUAUAUUCAAAAGAAGAAAAGUAUUUUGACUAAAACCUAUUUAGUGACACUGAUGAAAGUUACUCCAAACACAGAUUUGUGACUGACCCUUUGUAGAAGUAGUUUUUUAAUUUUUUGAAUAAAUUCAGCAAAAAAUGACUGACACUUUUAAAUGUAUGUAUCAAAUAAUUAAAAUGUGAUUAUAUAAUUA